Molecule: messenger RNA, 6035 nt
Organism: Harmonia axyridis
Lineage: Eukaryota; Metazoa; Arthropoda; Insecta; Coleoptera; Coccinellidae
Exons: 6
Coding region: 1408-4620 (1070 amino acids)
Biological process (GO): DNA integration
Molecular function (GO): nucleic acid binding
Source: RefSeq, a predicted model, not a curated record
GAUCUAGAGCAGAUGACAGAGGUCUAAUCUAAAAGAUAAGACUAUUCGACAUCGAACUUGCUCGGAGAGAGACAUUCUUGAGACUAUAUUAAACUAUUAAAACAUUAUCUGUGUAUUAGUGAAUACUCUGCUAAACCUAUUAAUCGAACAGGUUAUAGGCUCCAGUGCACGCUUUACUGCGCAACGAGGUAAACACUUAUUCUGAAAAUCUGUUGUGUACACACGAGAAAAACUUCAAUUGAGGUCAUCCGCAGUCAUUGAGUUUCGCUGGAAUUUCCUCCAGUAGGCAAGUUUCGAUUGGUCAUCCCAUGGAAUUCAAUUAUAAGUUGAACAGAAUUUAUGGAAACUUUUCUGUGGCGUCAUGGAGACAGGUGACUUCUUUAUCGAGUGCCAUCCAAGGUUGAGUUGAUAUGCCAGUUUGCAAAUGGUAAUAUGAUUCUUGUUGUGCGUAGUCAGGAACUGAUGAUGUUGUAUUAUGAGUUGUUAUUAAAUUCUUAAUUCUUAAAUUCUGUUUUCGACUCCUCGGUAUAGAACUGAACAAGAAAGUUUGUGACGGGGUCUUGAUGAAGUUCCCGCUUUGACAGGAUGACUGAAAGUUUACAAAUCUUGUUUAUAGGUCACCUGAUCUCUUUUUCAUCUUUCUUGAAGGACCAUAGGAUUUUUCUAAGUUAUUGACCGAUCUUGAAUUGCUCUUUUAUUCUAUCUUCCAUGGCGGCUGUUGAAGAAAAAGAGAAUUUAUACAGGGUGUCCCGGCUAGAAUGCGACAAACGGAUACCAUGAAUGAAGGUCAUCAUGGAGGACUCGUAUCAAGAGGUUUCGAUCACCUGAGUGCCUUAGUUUGGGAUUGUUAGAGUAUUACUUCAUCUGAACAAAUCCCGAGAGAGGCAACCAACAUUACUCGCUACCUAUUCUUGUUACUUCAUCUCACGACCGUAGCGCUGCUAGCGCUCAAGCGAGUUACGAGGCCAUCGAGAGGAAGAACAAGAAAGACCUUCAAUGAUCGAGAGCAAAUGUCAGCGAUAUAACCUGAGUUAGCAAGUCCUUUCAAAACUUCCCUUCUGAACAGAGCUUGCUUAGAGACUAGCUAGAGUGUUUAAUAAUAAACGAUUAAUAUCAACAACUGUGUAUUAGUAUCUUAUAUACCUUAAAUAUAUUCCAAUAGGUUAUAGGCUCAGUGCACGCUUUAAACUGCGCAACGAGGUAAACAACUGUUCUGUACACACGAGAAAAAUAUUGAGAUUUGAAGAUUCUACAUACAGCACCUAGAGGUUUGGUAAUGUAAAAUUGGAUGUUUCACAUUCCACAUAAAUAAGCCAGAGAUGUAGAUAUUUUGAAAGUAUAUAUAUUCAUAAUGCCUGAUAAAAUUUUGGGGAACUAUUUAUUUCACUAAACUACAAAAACUGCAGUAUGAUGGCAGCCAAAGAAAAUCAAGGAAACCCAUUGGUGGAGUAUGAUAGUGAUUCAGAUUCCAGCACUUCCAUAAGUGCAGAACACAGAGGGUUCAUACAUAACGAGGAAAGAGAGAAUUGGCAGAACCAACAGGGAUCCGAAAAUGUAGGACAAAACAAUGAAAUUAACCUAGUAGAAAAUAUAACAAUUCAAGAUGCUGGAGAACGGCUGAGAUUGUUAGAGAAUAGGACUGAAGAGGUGGCCAAGAGGAAUAAAGUGAUGGCUGAUCAAUUACUAGAGUCCUCCAUUAUAUUGAAGGAAGUGAUGAACAGUGCUAGACAAAUGGUACAGGCUCUAACACAGCUAUCACAAAACAAUCUGGAAGCAGAGAAAACCCGUCUCAAAAUUAUCGAAGAAAAGAACAGGAACCUUGUUCAAGCGGAAGCUCAAGCCCCAAAAAGAAAAACCACGGAAGACAAUGGGACCGCGGCAAAAAGGGCAAAAACUUCUGUGGACAACAGCUCAAACCAGGAAGAAGGAUCGAGAGACUUGUCGGAGCAAGAGCUGCUUAGCUACAAGAUGAGUAUUAAGAGGGAAUAUAAGCUCAAGAAAAAUGCAAAUUUUGAGAUCUGGAUCGACAGUCUGAGAUCCGAGCUUUUGACAAAUGAUUUGUUGGAUGUCAUAGAGCCAAGUUCGAGUGACCACACUUGGUCAGAGGCAAACAAAUCCAAAAGAAGCAAUUGGGUACGAGAUAUAAUCAUCAACAGGAUUGACGAGAACUACCAUAAGAAAAUUCUCAAUAUCCGAGAUCCUGUUGAGAUAAUCAGAAUUUUGAGGUCCUCCAGGAAGUGCGAAUCAAAUGUGACGCACACUUCAGUCAGAUCUCGCUUGUACUCCAUCAAAAUGGAGAGACACGAAACAGUAGAUGAUUUCUGUGAAAGAUUUGACUCAAUAGUGAGAGAAUAUGAAGCGUGUGAGGAUGUGAUCGAGCUCACCGCCCAAGAGAUGAGAUCUGCUUUUUACCAGGCUGUAUCACCAGUCACACCCGAACUAAGAAAUGCAGAUCUGAUCCGGAGACAGACCUCAAAUCAAGAAAUGACCCUAGAUGAGAUCAAGACUUUCAUCUCUCGAUUAGAGGCUGAGAAAAGGUCUGAGAUUAAAGAGGAGAUCCCAACAAUUCAACGGGUACAAAAAUUGAAAUGCUUCCGCUGCAACGAAGAGGGACACUGGUACUGCUUCGGCUGUGGGGAAAUCAAGAGCCAUAAGAAGGAGGAUUGCCCUAACAACAGUAAUACGAACAAGACUAGGCCUGUUAAAUUCAGAGGAUCGAGUGGAGGCAGGUUAAUCAAGUCGAGCUUCAACACGAAGACGAGGACUACGAGACAGGGCCACAUAGGCCAGAGGAGAAUGAGAGGAAACGGAAGACUCGUCAAAGAUGUUCAUGUCAAGGCAAGAAGGGUUGGAAGUAUAGAGUCGAGAGAACCCAAAAACAAAACAGGUAAGCUCAGUCGAACCAUUACCUUCAUUGCAGAUUCUGGAGCAACACACCAUAUCGUAAAUGAUAGUCUGAUUUUGAGAAAUUUUGAGAGAUGUCAAAAUACGAGUAUAAAGAGUGCUAAUAAAAAGGAGAUAGCAGAUAUUGUAAUCGAUGGUAAAGGUGAGUUAAUCUUGGAUUCAGAUUUUAGAGGUGAGAAAACGAUGAAAUUGCAAAAUGUAUUUGCAGCCAAAGAUGUUUCUGAGAAUUUGCUUUCCUUACGUAAACUUGCAGACUCUGGGUUCAAGAUUUACCUAGAUAACAAAGUUCUAAGAGUUUACAACAAGGUUAAUAAUGAGAUUGUUUUAGAGGGACAGUAUGAAAAACCGAACUGGAUUCUAAACUUCAAAGUGAGAAAGCAGACUUCCGAUGAAACUGAAACUGAAAAUCAGUACGAAGUUUAUUGUUGCAGAGCAACGAUAAGCGAAGAAGAUGAGAUGAGCUUGCAAUCGCAGACACAUUCCAAUAACCAGUUAUUAGGUUCGGAGGGAGAACCGGAAUCUGCGAUUGGGAGGGAGAAAGAGAAUAAUCUCAUCUCUUCACCUAAAAAGAAAGUUCUACAAGUGUCAACUGACGAAACAGACGAAAUGAAAUCUGAGCAACAAGAGAAAAAUUGGGACUGCAGUCAUAUCAGUAGAAAUGUAAUUAAGAUCGAUGACUUGGAAUCACUGCAAAACUUAGAGGAAUUAUGUAUCGUAAGUCCAUUAGACAAUAACUCAUAUAAUUCAGGAAAAAUUAACGAAGCAAUGUUAUGGCAUUGUAGACUUGGACAUGCUUCACUUAACUAUCUUAAGAAAAUGCAGAAGUUAAAUGACAAACUUAAGAAAGUCAUAUUUGACGAAUCUAUUUUAGAAUGUGAAGUAUGUAUUAUGUCAAAAAUGGAGAAACUACCGUUUAAAGAAACUAGAAUGAGAGCUGAGAGACAACUCCAGCUGAUACACACUGACACGAUGGGACCUAUCAAACCACCAUCUCAUCCAGGUCAGAAAAGAUACAUUAACGUCUACAUAGAUGAUUAUUCGAGACUUGCUAAAGCCUACUCAUUAAAAACAAAGGACGAGUCGGCUGAAGCAUUAGAAAAAUUCCUAAUAUCAACAAGAAACUUUUUGGGGAAAAAUGAGAAGGUGUGUUACAUCAGGUCAGAUCAAGGAACAGAAUUUACCGGAAAGAAAUUCCUAGAAGUACUAAGUAGAGAAAAUAUAGAGAACGAGUUUGCAGCACCAUAUACGCCUGAACACAACGGAGUAGCAGAAAGGUUUAACUCUACAAUCCAAAAGAAGGUUCGUGCAUACAUGUUUGAUUCCGGACUACCUAAGAGUAUGUGGGAGCUUGCUGUUGAUGCAUCUAUACAUGCGUACAACAGAACACCACACAAGUCUAUCGGAUAUGAAACACCAUUGACAAAGUUUGUACCAAAUGCAAAAUGCCACUUUGAUCAAAUCAAGAGAUUUGGAUGUAUUGCAUACGUAAAAAUUCCAAAACCCAGCUUGAAAUUUGGAGAACGUGCCCUGAAAGCUGUCUUAGUGGGCUACACCGCUACAGGAUACUUGAUGUGGCAUCCAAGCUCCGGAAAGUUCUUCGAAUCUCGACAUGUGAGAUGUAACGAGAAACUUGUCUACAAAGAUACUCGAAGACACAAGAGCAAAAUUAGAGACCCAGGAAAAUAUAAUAGACUGGGAUUGGAUGAAAAACAUUGAAGAGACCAAUGAGGAACAACAAGAGGUAGAGCUGGCUGAACCGAGGAAACGAGGCAGGCCUAGAAAAGAAACUGAAUCAAAUAUUCCAAAACUUGGAGAUACAGUUAACACCUCGAAACCAUAUACGAGGAGUCAAAAUAAGGGAAAUGCCGAUGAAAAGGCAAGGAAUCUGGUACACUUAGAGAAAACCGUAGAGGAUGUAAGCUAUGCGAGGUUUCUUAAUUACUCUGAGAAUAAUAUUUUAGAGAAAUAUGAGAAAACCGAUAGAGAAGAAGAAAUGAGGCUUUAUCUCAUUUCUUCAUUAUAUAAAGAACCAAUAAAAUUUGAGGAAGCUAUAAAUUCUAAAGAAGGCCACUUAUGGAAGAAAGCUAUAAAAGAAGAAAUUGAUUCCAUGAUACAAAACAAGGUUUGGAUUUUGGUAGAUAAAAGGAAUCUUCAAAUAUCUGGAAAACGGGCAAACAUUAUAGACUCGAAAUGGGUAUUUAAGAGAAAAUUAGAGGCAAACGGCCUUACACGAUAUAAGGCAAGAUUAGUCAUACGAGGCUUCAAGGACAAAAAUAUUUAUGACCUUAAAGAGACGUAUGCACCAGUAUCAAGACUUCCUGUAAUUAGAGCUACAUUCGCAAUAAUAAAUAAGUAUGACUUACAUGCUUGUCAAUUAGAUGUAAAAACUGCUUUUCUAAAUGGCACUAUAGAGGAGGAAAUUUAUAUGGAGAUUCCAGAUGGAGUAGACAUCGACAAUGAGAUCAAACGAUCUCAUGUAUGUAAACUCCAGAAAGCUCUCUAUGGACUAAAGAUAAGUCCAAAGCGAUGGAAUAAGAGAUUCACCGAAGAAAUCAAGAAACUAGGUUUGGAGAAUGAUUUACAUGAGCCCUGCUUAUAUACUUGGAGGAGAAAUGGUAAAAUGGCAGUACUAGUCAUAUAUGUAGAUGAUAUACUGCUAGCCAGUAAUGACAUAGAAAAACUGCAAGAAAUAAAAGACCAUUUGCGAGCAGCAUUUGAAAUGAAGGAUCUGGGAGAAGCUAAAAACUUUCUAGGUAUAAAUAUAAAAAGAAACCGAGAAGAUAGAUAUAUAAAAAUUGAUCAAUCAAAUUAUACUUUGAAUAUAUUAGAGAGAUUUAAUAUGAAUGAUUGCAAUGCUCAAAAUACUCCUAUGGUAACCAGACAGGUAGAAAACAGGAUUAAGAAAAAUCAAUCAGCAAAUCAACAAGAUGACUCAGAUGAACAAGAGAUGAAGAGAGUUCCUUAUAGAGAAGCGAUUGGUAGCCUAAUGUAUCUCUCAAAUGGUACACGGCCAGAUAUAACAUUUGCCGUUAACUAUUUAGCGAGAAAACAACUAAAGCCCACCGAAGCUGAUUGGAAAGAUGUAAAGAGGAUCUUCAGGUAUUUGAAAGGUACUGUGAAUUUGGGCCUUA